Megalops cyprinoides (Indo-Pacific tarpon) is the source of this 2657-nucleotide messenger RNA. RefSeq names its product zinc finger protein 696-like. Gene Ontology annotation, cellular component: nucleus. The record is from RefSeq and is a predicted model, not a curated record. Gene Ontology annotation, molecular function: DNA-binding transcription factor activity, RNA polymerase II-specific; RNA polymerase II transcription regulatory region sequence-specific DNA binding. NCBI's taxonomy places the organism in Eukaryota, Metazoa, Chordata, Actinopteri, Elopiformes, Megalopidae. Gene Ontology annotation, biological process: regulation of transcription by RNA polymerase II. The coding region runs from base 666 to 1901 and encodes 411 amino acids. The transcript has 4 exons.
GUUAGCUUAUCCUGAAAGUUUGCUCAUGUUAACUACUUAGCCAGCUAACUGGUAGCUAGUAACUAUGCAUGCUGAAGUGCUGGCAGUAAUUGCUGCAUGGGAUGGAAUAGAUUGCAAAAGUGUUUGUUCUUAUAUCGGUAGCCAGGCGGGUUGCUAAUUAGCUGGCUAACUGGAUCGGUAUAGUCUGUUGAAUUUCCUCCAGAAAAGAGCGCCGAAAAUGUAUCAGUUUGUUUGGUACAUCUUUUCCUGAUUUAUGUAACCAGUUAACGAUAAUCGUUUUAGUUGGAAGUCAAAUCAUGAUGCAACUGUAAUUAUGUAGCAGGCGGUAAUUAUUUUUGACCUGUUCCAUUGUGGUUUUGUGCUUGCCUAGCCAAGUUGUGUCAAAUGAAAUGUGAUUUCAGUGCUGUAAAGACAAAUUUUGCAGUUUUGGACAAUGCCCAAUAUUAGAGGUCGAGUAUUAUCAAAGUAACCAAGUAGAUAGAAGGUUAGCAACAAACUGGAAAUCAAUGCUGAAAUGUGGCUCAACAAUUUGGGGGAAACUUGAGUACGCAUCCUACAGAAUGAUAUGAUUUUAACCUUAAUUUAUUGUGUUUCAUUUUUACUACUGCAAGCUAGUCACACUAAAUUGAAUGAGUUGGAGCGUGCUGUGAUACAACUCGCUCACAAUGGACUCGGACGGUAUGAAGGUUGGGGAGCUGUCUAUGGGGGAAGGGACAACAGCGUCCUCCGAGGAGGUGGCCCCCGACGGCCCUGGAGAACCCUACACCACUAUCAUUAUCCAGGAUCCUCCGGCGUCCUCCAUCGUUCAACCCUAUCAGCACGACAACCUGCAGUGUUUCCAGUGCUUCAUCACCUUCUGUAACUCGAAAGCCAAGGAGAGGCACAUGAAGAAGAGUCACCGUGAGGAGUACAAGCAGCAGCUGCAGCAGUGUGAUACACUCUUUACCUGCUACGUGUGUGAUCGCACCUUCCCGUCAUCUGAGGAGCUCACACAGCACCAGGCCUCCCACAAUAAGGAAGACAAGCCCUUUAAGUGCCCCCACUGCCAGGAGAGCUUUCGCACCUUCUCUGAGCUCACGUCCCAUAGACGGCAGAUAUGUCCGGAGAGGCAGUUUGUGUGCAGGGACUGCGGGGAAACCUUCAGGGGCCCGGUCCUGCUGCGAAACCAUCGGCUCACCCAGCACCCCCCACGCCCCGACGCGGACCAAGAGGACGGAGACGACGGAACCAAGACGCACCGCUGCGGAAAGUGCGGCAGAGGGUUCGAGACGGAGGCAGAGCUUCUGCAGCACCAGGAGAACCACGCCGGCGACCAGCACUGCAACGGCAGCGCCCCGCCCAAGAGGCGAGGGCGACCCCCUAAAACGGGGGAGACCGCGGACGGGGAGAAGAAAGGGAAGCGGAGGAAGAAGGGGGAAGGAGCGGAGGAGUCCGGGGCGAGCAACCACAUGGAGCAGGCCGCGCCAGCAGCAGCAGCUGCAGCAGCUGAGGUGAAGCCUAAAGGCAAACGGGGACGGCCUCCUAAAUCAGCACAGGAUGCCCAGGCGGAGCCGAGCCAAGACCAAGCAGAGGAAAAGAAACCCAAGGCAGGUGCUCCGUUGGCUCGCCAGCACCCCUGCCCUGACUGUGAGCUCUCGUUCCCAGCUGCAGCCCAGCUCCGAGCCCAUAAAAAAGAGAAGCACGGCAAACCGCCGCCGCCGCGCAAGGCCCACGCAUGUGGGGAGUGUGAGGAGAGCUUCGCCCGGCCGGAGCAGCUGGAGGCCCACACUGCCCGGGCCCACUGCGCAGGGCGCCAUGCCUGCCCCACGUGUGGCAAGAGCUUCAGCAGGGAGAGCAACCUGAAGGCACACCGGCAGACACAUGCCGAGGAGGAAGAGGCAGCUGAGGGGGGCAAGAGAUAAUUUAGGCGAGGGGCUGUUUCUGUAAUGGACAGGGAAAAGAAUAUGUGAAUUGGUUUGGGUUUAGAAAAAAACUGGUUUAGGUAAGGCUUUCAAAAGUGGUGGGGUAGGCUGUGUAAAAGUUGCGCUGCGAACCAGAAUAUUGAUGGGCUUCAUUUGAUUUAGGUCAGGUGGGACUGAUUAUGUCUGGCUGUGAUAGCUGAACGUUAAUGAAAGGGCUGUUAGACUUUGUGAGCUGGUUGAUAAUUUUGAAAUGUUCCACUGGAAAGGAAUGGUUGGUUAGACUGUGCCAUUGGCCCACAAUUGUGCCAUUUUUAAGUGUGGGAGUGGGGUGUGCUUUUUAAAAUGGAAGAAAAAAAAUAGAUGAGUAGAGCAACUUUCUAUCUAACCAUUUAAUUGGAGAUGUAAAUAAACACCAAGACACUCAUUAUAUCCAAGCCUGUUAUUGGCUUUGGAGGGAGUGAGUUUGACAUUGUUUCAUAUUUUAAUUGAUUUGUAUUUUUAUUUUACGCUCAUGAUUAUUGUGUGUUGUGGUAUUGUUUUUAUAUUCUUUUUAGAAGUGUAUAUGUGGGUGGGGGGUAAAUAGCUUCCAGGUUAUCUAAUACUUGGAGCAUUUAAUUUUUCUUUGCUGUUAAGUUAAAGAAUUAUACAUCACCAUGGUCUGUAGUAGCACAUCACAGGGCCCCUAAAUGAUUUCAGUAAAUUUUAAGUGAGAGGUAGAGAACUAAUAUGUAAAACGCAGAUUGUAUUGGUUUUGAG